Messenger RNA from Carya illinoinensis, 1669 nucleotides. Its product is annotated as transcription factor HHO2-like. Bases 368 to 1585 code for a protein of 405 amino acids. Lineage: Eukaryota; Viridiplantae; Streptophyta; Magnoliopsida; Fagales; Juglandaceae. The record is from RefSeq and is a predicted model, not a curated record. Gene Ontology annotation, biological process: regulation of DNA-templated transcription. The transcript has 5 exons. Gene Ontology annotation, molecular function: DNA-binding transcription factor activity; DNA binding.
CAACCUCUCUUUCUUGUCCCUCUCUCUCUCUCUCUCUCUCUAUAUAAGAGAACAAAUAAAAAAAAGAUUCGUUUUGUACGCGACGCCGCGACUUCGUAAUCUGCCCCUCCGUCUGCCGUUUCUCCUUCUUUGAAUGUUCUUACGCCGUUUGGUCUUUCUAUCGGAAGCAGCUGAUACUUUUUUCUUGGGGAGUUUCGAAGUUUAUUCCGUUUUGGGAUUCUGUUUAGAUACCAAAUUCAUGUUUGAGAAGUCAGAUCUAUACUAUUGAUGUGCUUUCGACAAAAUACCUUUCGUUGUUGGGGUGAUUAUAUUGUAUCUUCUGGACCGAAGCAUUUUGCAUUAGAAACCCAUAAUUUUACAACGGACUAUGCUAUUUUCUCCGUCUCUUUCUCUAUUUCUGAACGAGAAAAUGCAACAUCACGGUGGUUUGAGCGUCCAGAAAUAUGUCAAAGCUUUAGAGGACGAGCUCCGCAAGAUCCAGGUGUUUCGGCGAGAGCUACCUCUCUGUUUGGAGCUUGUUACCCAUGCUAUUGAGGCAUGUCGGCAACAAUUGUCAGGGACGACAACGGAAAACAACUCGCAUGGCCAGUCUGAGAGUUCGGAGCAGACGACUUCAAAUGAUGUUCCACCAGUGUUCGAGGAGUUCUUUCCGAUAAAGCGGUCUGCUUCAUCCGAUGAUGAUAAUGAAGAGCACCAUUCGCACAAGGCUAAUACGGAGAAGGUGAUACGCAAUGACAGUAAGAAGAAAUCUGAUUGGCUUAGAUCCGUUCAGUUGUGGAAUAACCCCACCUCAGAUCCACGACCCAAAGAGGAUGUACCGAGAAAGGCAGCGGAUUUGAAGAGGAACGGUGGCGGUGGUGGUGGUGGUGCUUUCCAGCCUUUCCAAAGAGAGAAAAGUGUCGGGAAGAGCAAUGCAUCAGAGGGCAAAACGCCUUCUUCUCUGGCACGGGAGGCGGCGCCGGCUGUGGUGGUGGCUACGACGAGUUCUUCGGCGGUAACAGCCACCGGAGGGAGUGAUGGAAAUGACGGAAGAGAACAGAGAGAAGGGCAGUCUCAGAGAAAGCAGAGGCGGAAUUGGUCCCCUGAGUUGCACAGGCGGUUCUUGAAUGCGCUUCAACAACUUGGUGGUUCACAUGCAGCGACACCUAAGCAAAUCAGGGAGCUAAUGAAGGUUGAUGGGCUUACUAAUGACGAAGUCAAAAGCCAUUUACAGAAAUAUAGGUUGCACACAAGAAGACCAAGUCCAUCAAUCCAAAAUAAUGUCAAUCCACAACCACCACAAGUUGUAGUUGUGGGAGGCAUAUGGAUGCCAGCACCUGAUUAUGCAGCAGCAAUGGCGGCAUCAGGGGAAGCAGCCGGUGUUGCUGCAGCAAAUGGAAUCUAUGCUCCAGUGGCUGCACCACCACCACCUGCAGUGCAACAGGCAUCAGCAUCUCAAAAAGCUCAAAGAUUACAGCACAAAGAAUCCCGGCCCUCCCAAGCACAAUCUGAAGAAAGGUUUAGCCAUAGUGGGAAGAGAGCUUGUUCUGAUUCCCCGGCUACAUCAUCCUCCACCCACACUACCACUACUUCUCCUGUGUUUUAACUUUCAUAGAGCUGUAGAAUGAUGUAAAAAAAAGUUUUGUAAUCAAGAUUUGAUAGAAAAUCCUUUUAAGAUAUCCUCACAUCA